Molecule: messenger RNA, 1130 nt
Organism: Populus nigra (black poplar)
Lineage: Eukaryota; Viridiplantae; Streptophyta; Magnoliopsida; Malpighiales; Salicaceae
Product: lisH domain-containing protein C1711.05-like
Exons: 6
Coding region: 123-872 (249 amino acids)
Source: RefSeq, a predicted model, not a curated record
CUGAGCCUCUCUCACUCGCAGUUGUCACCUGCUAAACCCAAAACCCUGGUCUCUUUGCGAGCAAGCCGUCGCCUCUUAUUCAAUUUGACUUAACCAUAAUUGCUUGCUACUUCGGAAAAAACAUGAUAAAGAGGAGAUUUUUUAAAUCAGAGCAUGGAGAGAAGGAUGAAGCUUCCUCUGAUUCAUCAUCAUCUUCCUCGGAUUCUGAAGCUGGCGCUACUGAACAAUCAGAGGAUGAUGUGGUUGCUGACCCAGAAGAAAACAGUGAAUCUGAGGAUGAUGGUGCAGUUGCUGAGCCAAAAGAGGAAAGCGAGUCGGAGGCUUCAUCAUCAUCAUCAUCAGGUUAUGAGAGUGAGGAUAGCUCAGCAAAUGUGAUUGAUGGUUAUUCAUCAGAUGAUGAAACUGCAGAUGACAGAGAAACCUGUACUGGCAUUGAAAUACUCAAGAAGCAAUCUAAUGCCACAGCUGAUGAGGAAUCAUUACCAGAUGAUAUUCCAGAUUGUAUAUUAAAGUGCAAAUCAGUUUAUAAGUGCAGGAUCUGCCCUCGAAUUAUCUGUUUGACUGAGGAGACUAUGAGGGCCCAUCUUAGCUCUAAGAGACAUGCUCGAUCUGAGAAAUUGAUGAAGGAAAAUAGGCUGAAGGUAAUGCUUAACAGUGAUGGGGAAAUUGAGAACUUGGACGAGGAGACACAUGCAGAGAGACAUGCUCGAACUGUAGCUCUUGCACAGGCUAAAUCGACAAAGAAAAAUAAAGGGCGGCAGCGGCAAAGGAAGAGAAUAAAAAAGAGGAAAGAGGGGAACGCUGCAAGCAUGGAGAAAACAACAUCAAAAACAAAAAGUCCUCCCAAGAAAAGGCGUAAAAAUGAGAAGUGAAGAAAGCUUCAUUUGUGUUUGCUGCUUUAUUUGCAGAGUUACUAACAUGCGGCGUACAUGUACUGUAUUCUCUUAAAUCUUGGCAUGAUAAAUUCCAGCUGACAAUUAUUUGUUUCUUCGUCCCCUUCAACUUUAUGUUUGUAAGAUCUGGCAUUGCACCGGGCUUUCUUUUGUUUGGAUAGCACUGAAAUUUCGCUUAACACUCUGCUUUUCUGGGACAUUAACCGGGUACUAUGUAUAAUAGUGUAUUUGCUCUGA